AUGAAGUAUGGUUCUCCUAAAGUUUCAUCAAAUACUAUAGAUGUAUUGGAUGAAACAUUGUCUCCUCAAAAAUCUAUAAGACCAUAUGUAAGAGACAAAAGGAGUAAUAGUAAUAAGAUGAAGGAUUUCAUUUAUGACAAUUAAUUGUUUGAUAAUGUUGAUAAUAAGAUUAGAGCUUAUCUUUAAAAGAAUCAAGUCAAUUAUGAAAAGAGUCUUAUCAAAUUGUAUAAUUUAGAUUCUCUUUAAAGUCAUAAAGCAAAACGAUUGUUAGGAGAACUCAAUUAAACAAGGCGAAUAUAACAAUUUAGUGCUGUUAGACAAACUAAGUCUAUGUAGAAUUCUCAUCCAUCACUAUAUAGAGAAAGAAACAACAGUCUUCCUUCUUCUAAACAAAUGCAAUUUGAUCUUAAAUAAAUAUAAUAGGAAUUAAAAAAAAUCAAUCCUGAUAUAGAAAAUAAAGUAUUAAUGAAUGUCUCAGUCUUUAAAUUUAAUCAAUCAAACUGUGCUCGUCUUGAAUAAGAAGAAUGGGAAAGAGUUGCCUUUUAAUAAUACCCUUAUAAAAUUAGACCAAAAAUGACCAAUUUCUAAUAAGAAUUAGAUCGAUUAAACAGUUAUUAUUCAAGAAAUGAAAACUCUUUAAAUUAACUUAUGCAAAUCUAAAGAGAUUUGCUGCAUUACAAAUUGCUUUAAUAAUGA
Paramecium sonneborni is the source of this 696-nucleotide messenger RNA. The record is from the annotation of a GenBank genome assembly. NCBI's taxonomy places the organism in Eukaryota, Ciliophora, Oligohymenophorea, Peniculida, Parameciidae.